This is a messenger RNA of Protopolystoma xenopodis, 2149 nucleotides long. Lineage: Eukaryota; Metazoa; Platyhelminthes; Monogenea; Polystomatidea; Polystomatidae. The record is from the annotation of a GenBank genome assembly.
CUCCUCCUCCUCCUCCUCUUCUUCCUCUUCCUCUUCCUCUUCCUCCCUUUCCUCAUCGCCCUCCUCCUCUUUAUCAGCCUCUCUGCCCUCGUCCUCGUUGCUACCGAGACGUCGGUCAGAUUGGUCGUCUGUAAGCGCCGCGCCCGACUCAGGCCGGUGCAGCGUUCGAGCCCCACGUGGUGGCUCACUUCGAGCCCCGGCCAAGCCGCUCUUGGUCUUCACUGCCGUCUCCGAGGGCCGAACCGACGCGAGAGCCUCACUCCCGGUCACCGCGAGCCGACCCGUCGGCUCGUAUCGCGUCGAGGUAGGCGGGUCUCGAGGCCGCGGCCCAGCCGGCCCGUCCGCCUUGCGAGGCGGCUGUCUCAAUCGCACCUUGACGACCGCCUGCGACGUCGCCCUUGGCAGCUACCCACACUGGCCCGCAUGCAGACCGAGUGCCACGUCGCAGACGACUGCGUCUGAGCCCAGUCCCGGCGGUACCAACCGAACGCACCGUCUCGGCUUCUACCCCGCACGAACAGCCGCUGGCCGAGUCCCGUCCGGUUGCCCGGCACAGUCACCGGCCCGCGGAAGAGAGGCUUGCAGACUUCUCGCGGCCAGAUCGCAGAUUCCGCUCAGCCUCAGCGAAGCGCGGCUACGGCCGCGAAGGGUGGGCGAGAAAGACGUGCUCAUUGAAGCGUGUCGAAGCGCCGCUGACGCGGUCGAGUGCGUCGGCUGCCUCGAGGCGACCGGAGUCGAACCGGCCCGUUUCCGCCGGCCGACAAGGACAGAGUGCAAGGCCGGACCGACGCGGUACCGGUCGCCAACCGGCAGGUCUCGCGAGGUCUCUCCGUUCUCGCAGACGACCGCCUGCUCGAGUCCGCUCACCUUCGCCUCGGACGAGCCCGACGAGUCGUCGGAGCCGCGACGCGGCUCGCCUCGAGGCCCGCCGCCAAGUGGCGCUGCACGGCCCACCAGGACCGUCCACCACAUCAGCCCGUCACCCUUCAAGAACCUCUGGCAACAGCUCGAGGCCGGUCUGUUGGCGUCACGGUUGAGUGGACACACGACCCCCUUCUCCUCCACCGACCAGUUGCCUAGUCCGUCGGCAGACGAGCCGAUCGUCGCGCCGGGCUUGCGUCGCUCCGGCUCUUUGCGUCCGAACGUGGCCUCGAACCGGUCGGCCGGUGCCACGGCCACCGACUUCUCCACCGCCUCCUGCCUCACCAGCAGCUCGGGCGAGAGUUGGCUCGCUACCGGCCGAGUCCUGCGGCCCGCCGGCGUCAAGCCGAGUCCUAGCACCGUCGGUCGUCAGCCCGACGCCAUCGCCUCGGCAACCGCAUCGGCCUCGGUCGACACAGAGCCCGGAUCUGCCGACCCCAUGGCCUACAACUGCCCCCUCCACGGUCCACUGCCCACCAUCCUUCACAUGCCGCAUCGGCACCUCUGCUCAGCCCCGCUGCACGCCAACGGCUCCUCCACCGUCUGCCCCUUUGAUCGGUCGCACAUGUUCGUCUGUCGGCCUGAGAUGGGACUCGAACCCGUGCCCGCCAACGCCAGUUGGCCCAGCCAAGUGAGGCGUGACGGCCGCCAGUCGACACAGAACCGGAUCCGUGAAGAGAUCAACCGGCCAGCCUCGCCUCUUCACCAAGACAACCAGCAGAUGAGUCCCGGUCUCUCGCAUCCUCACGAUUACGCCACAACGGCUCGACACCUCGGCCAGUUCAACCAACAGCCGCUCUGUCGUCACCACCCGACGCAACCGCAACCGCAGCAACAUCAGCAUCAGCAUCAGCAUCAGCAUCAGCACCCCCACCAUCACCACCAUCAGAUGCAGCAUUCGCACGGACACACCCAGCAGAUGUACCGGUCGCCAGGAUCUCCGCCGCUCGACGAGGCCGGCAUGUCGAGGAGCUCUGGCAGCCUGCACUUUCCGGGACCCGGCCAGCCCGGUCGGACAGGCCGACCUGGUCCGACCGGCUGCAUGGCUCAGUCGACUGUUCACUUGCCGACGGCGGUCAACGCGACCGGACACUUCAAUCGAGCCGCCUGCGUCGGCCCGACAAGAGAGACUCGACACGCCGGCCUCGUGACGAAACCGGCGGCGGCGCAGAUCGGCUUCGUCCGAGAGAUGCAGCAUCUUGACGCGAGCUCAAGUUCAGCUCCAAUC